CAAAAUGGUGAAGGCCAAGAACUAAAGCUAAAAAGAAGCCGCUUUGGUAAUGGGCGGCAACUCUCACGGCAUUCAACCCUCGCCUUCAACUUUGCUCAUUCUCUUUCUCUAAUAUCUCUGUAACUUUUUAAUUUCAGACCCACUUUUGCUUUUUUCCAUUUCUUCUUUUCUCAUUGUAGUAGUAGUAGUCUCUUCGUCUCUUCUAUUCUCUCUCUGUUUUUGGCUACAAGUUUUCUUGAGAGAGAGACAGGUUGCUUUGCGUUGUUUGUUUGAAUCUCCGUUCUUUCGACGUUUGGGUUAUUUUUACCACUAUCCCAUUUGGGAUUUUUACACAUUGGAAGUUUGAGAAGUGGGUUUCGUGAGUAAUGGAAGCUCCAAAACCAGAGGAGAUUAGCCAUCCACCAAUGGAUCAACUUCAGGGCUUGGAGUACUGUAUUGAUUCAAACCCAUCUUGGGGGGAAGCCAUAGCUUUGGGGUUUCAGCACUACAUUCUGGCGUUGGGUACUGCUGUGAUGAUCCCUUCUUUCCUUGUUCCUUUGAUGGGAGGCGAUGAUGGUGAUAAAGUGAGAGUGGUACAGACUCUACUUUUUGUUGAAGGGAUCAAUACGCUUCUACAAACUCUGUUUGGAACAAGAUUGCCUACUGUUAUCGGAGGUUCUUAUGCCUUUAUGGUUCCGAUUAUUUCCAUCAUUCACGACUCAUCUUUAUCAAGAAUCGAGGACCCUCAUUUGAGAUUUCUGAACACAAUGAGAGCAGUUCAAGGGGCUCUAAUUGUAUCAUCAAGCAUACAGAUUAUUUUGGGAUACAGUCAGUUAUGGGCUAUUUGUUCCAGGUUCUUCAGUCCUCUUGGAAUGGUCCCUGUGAUUGCACUAGUAGGCUUUGGUCUGUUUGACAGAGGAUUCCCAGUGGUUGGAAGAUGUGUGGAAAUUGGCGUUCCCAUGCUUAUACUUUUCAUAGCCUUCUCACAGUAUCUCAAAGGUUUUCAUACAAGGCAACUGCCAAUACUCGAACGCUUCGCUCUUCUUAUAACAGUCACUGUGAUAUGGGCAUAUGCACACCUCUUAACAGCCAGUGGUGCAUACAAACAUAGACCAGAAUUAACUCAAAUCAAUUGUCGAACUGACAGGGCCAACCUCAUUUCAUCUGCUCCAUGGAUCAAGAUUCCAUACCCUCUUCAGUGGGGUGCUCCAACUUUCAAUGCUGGCCAUGCUUUUGGGAUGAUGGCUGCAGUUCUAGUAUCUUUGAUUGAGUCAACCGCAGCGUUCAAGGCAGCAUCACGUUUAGCGAGUGCAACCCCACCUCCAGCUCAUGUUCUGAGCCGCGGCAUUGGUUGGCAGGGAAUUGGGAUUCUUCUGAGUGGUCUAUUUGGGACACUUUCUGGAUCAACUGUGUCAAUAGAAAACGUAGGGCUGCUCGGAAGCACCCGUGUUGGUAGUCGCAGGGUUAUCCAGAUUUCAGCUGGAUUUAUGAUAUUCUUCUCAAUUCUAGGGAAAUUUGGUGCAUUGUUUGCUUCAAUACCCUUCACCAUAUUUGCAGCUGUAUAUUGUGUCUUGUUCGGUCUUGUUGCCUCUGUGGGGUUGUCAUUUUUGCAAUUUACCAACAUGAAUUCAAUGAGGAAUCUCUUCAUUACUGGUGUGGCAUUGUACUUGGGUUUGUCUGUGCCUGAUUAUUUUAGGGAGUACACUGCAAAGGCCUUUCAUGGUCCUGCUCACACAAACGCUGGAUGGUUCAAUGACUUCCUAAACACUAUCUUCUUCUCGCCACCAACAGUAGCCCUCAUCGUUGCGGUUUUCUUGGAUAACACACUAGACUACAAAGACAGUGCUAGAGACAGGGGAAUGCCAUGGUGGGUUAAGUUCAGGACGUUUAAGGGGGACAGCAGGAAUGAAGAGUUUUACACUCUUCCAUUUAACCUAAACCGCUUCUUCCCUCCAUCUUGAAUACAACGAUAAAACAGAGGGGACGAAGUUUGCAUGCACCAACACAGAGAGAUGGCAAACAAAUUGUGGAAAGUAUCAUUUCCUGGUUGAGGAGAUUCUUUGAAUGAUGGAGGGGAGGGUGAAGAUUACUAAAAGACGAGACUAGACUCCAUCUCAAUGGCCGCCAUCCCCUUAGCCUCCCAGUUUUGAAUGAUAAUCACUUUGCUCGGAAUAUUCGAGUUGGAAAAAAUAAAGCCUACUUAGUCUUGAAAAGUCUUGAAAGAAGAGAGACCUGUAUUGUCUAUUUUCUUUUUUUUAAAUCAAUGAUAUUUUUGUAUCUCAGAAAAUUCAAUCAA
Molecule: messenger RNA, 2275 nt
Organism: Benincasa hispida (wax gourd)
Lineage: Eukaryota; Viridiplantae; Streptophyta; Magnoliopsida; Cucurbitales; Cucurbitaceae
Product: Xanthine/uracil permease family protein
Biological process (GO): transmembrane transport
Cellular component (GO): membrane
Molecular function (GO): transmembrane transporter activity
Source: RefSeq, a predicted model, not a curated record